This is a messenger RNA of Amphibalanus amphitrite, 5230 nucleotides long. RefSeq names its product interference hedgehog-like. Gene Ontology annotation, cellular component: axon; plasma membrane. Gene Ontology annotation, biological process: axon guidance; cell-cell adhesion; nervous system development. Bases 731 to 3322 code for a protein of 863 amino acids. The record is from RefSeq and is a predicted model, not a curated record. Gene Ontology annotation, molecular function: protein binding. Lineage: Eukaryota; Metazoa; Arthropoda; Thecostraca; Balanomorpha; Balanidae. The transcript is spliced from 17 exons.
UGGCGCUUAGUUGUGUUGGCAUUGUUUUUGUUUGUUUACUUUUGUUUUGUUAUUAUUUUCAAAUCAGUCCAACUACCUACCUCUUCUUGCCUCAUUUUUUUAGAGUUCUGUGCAUAAAGUAACUGAUUUCGCCUACAGAAGUAGAAUAACACUCAUAGCAAGAUUAGUAACAAGUGCGAUUUAUAUGAGGAAAUUAAUAUUUUGAUUUGAAGCAUAAUUGGCAUAUCAGUAGGUUGAUUAUCAAUAUUGAGUCAUUGAUGCCACCGAAGUCGGUGUUUGCAUGACCAUAAAACAUCAAGUGUCAACUCAAUAAUUCAUAAGGACGAACGGAGCGGCUACAUGGACGGAGCCGGCCUCUGAGGUGCGUCCCCCUCGGGCCGAGACGCCGCGCUCGGCGCCAGCCAAUCACAACAGCGGCUGGCUGGGCGGGCGCGCGGCCCGCCGCCGCCGCCACCAGCGCCGCCAGUUGUUUGAGAAGAGGCGCCGCGGAGGGUGUGUGCUGUGCUGGAUCCGGACGCGACGCAGUGUGUGUGUGCGCUCAGAGCCGAGAGGGCGGCUUAGUAAAGCGGACGGUGUUGAGAGAGGAGUGUGGUGAUCAGUGGAGGAGAUCGCAUCCCGUGCCAACUAUCUCCACGGAGUCUGCACUCGACCGGCGCCGUCCCGUCGCCGUCGGAGAGUCAACACGUGUCCGUUGCUCAGGGGAUGAUAGAGAGCCGUCCGGUCCACUGACAUGGAGCCGGCGCCGAUCGCCGUAUCUGCCGCGGUACUGCUCGGCCUCUGCUGCCUGACCGUCCGCGCCGCGCAGAACGGUCUGGUGGGGAUCUCGUUCACCAAGGAGCCCCAGUCGCUGGUCGUUGUGCCCGGAGAUGAGGUGGCAUUCACGUGCGGAGUCAACCUGAACGCCGACCACCUGACAUGGCUGCACGACUGGAAACCGCUGGAGCCGGGCAGCGACCCCAACAUCGACGUUUCGCCGGGCAGGCUGCUGAUCAGGGUCGGGUCCCAGCCCGACGUGUACAACCGGCAGACGGGGGAGUACAGGUGUAUGGCCCAGAUCGCUCCGAUCGGUCUCACCUCGUUACCAGCCACUCUGAGUAUCGCGCACAUCCUACCGUUCGAGUCUCGGCCGAACAGUACCCUGGUGGCCCCGCCCGGCGGGAUUGUGUCUAUACCGUGUCCGCCGCCAACCAGCGACCCGCCGGCCAUUGUGCAGUUCUUCAGGGACGGACAGCCCGUCACCAAUAGAGGAGACUCUAUAACGGUGCUCCCGGGCGGCCGUCUGCACCUAUCGGACGUCAGCGUCGCACAGGCCGGCACCUACUCGUGCGCCGCCACCAACCACCUGACCGGAGAGACGGUGACAGCGCCGUUUGUGACCCGUCUCGAGGUGCGCCAGCCGCCGCGCACCAGCGCGCCGCGACUCGUGGUGCCGCCCGAGCCGAUAUACAGCGUGAAGGCCGGAACCACGCUGAGGAUCGAGUGCGUGGCCGAGGGAUGGCCGCGUCCCAUCGUCGGCUGGAAGCGCAUGGACGCCCGUCGCACGGACGACAGCCGCUUCGUGCAGCACGCCGCCAGCCUGGAGAUCCGUAAUGUGCGCCGCUCCGACCAGGGCAGCUACCUGUGUGAGGUGGCCAAUCAGAAGGGCACCAUCACCGCCGGAACAGUCGUCAGGGUCAUUGAGCCGCCCUCGGUGGAGACGUCCCAGCAGAACCUCACGGUCGCCGAGGGCGCGCCGGCAGAGCUGGUGUGCUCGGGCCGCGGCCAGCCGCCGCCGCGGCUCCAGUGGGUGCUGAACGGCCGACCGGUGCUGGGCGGGCGCCGACCCACCGUGGAUAGGGGACGGCUGCAGUUUGAGGCGGUGACGCGGCAGGACGCCGGGCUCUACCAGUGCUUCGGACACAGCGAGGCGGGGGAUGAUAAGGCCGCUGUGCUGCUCAAGGUGAUCCCGCGCCAGAGUAUGUCGUCUGGCUCCGCAGUGAUGACCUCUACCCCGGCGCCGACUGAGCGCCAGACGCCCGGCCGACGGAGAGGCAACGGCAACAGGAACAGGGACGGAGAGCUAAUGGUGCCGCCGUCAGCGCCCAGCGUCUACCCUAUCUCGGAGAGUUCGGUGAUGCUCAAAUGGGACGUGCCGGAGAACGACGGCCUCUCGAUCCUGUUCUUCAAGAUCCAGUACCGGCGGGCGCCGCGGCGCCGACACGACUGGCAGACGCACGACGCCGACGUACCCGGCACCGCGCGAUCCUUUGAGGUGGACGGACUGGAGGUCGGCGCCAAAUACAAAUUCCGCGUGCUGGCUGUAUACGAGAACAAGGACAACAAGCACGGCCCCAACUCGCGCAAGGUCAAGAUGACUCGUAUGCGUAAGAAGGCCAAGCCGCCUGGCGCGCCCGUGAUUGUGUCCCACAGUCCGCGCAGUCCCAACGCCAUCCAGUUCUCUUGGAAGUACAGUCUUCAGGCGGCUCCGAUAGAGGGCUACUUCAUCUUCUUCCGAGACACCACCAUGGCGGGAGAGUACUCAAAGGUCACUGUGCUCGGUGAGGCCACCAAGGAGCACACUCUGACCCCGCUCCUGCCGAGCACCACGUACGACAUCAAGCUGCAGGCCUUCAACCUGGAGGGCGGCGUGUCCGCCUUCUCACAGAUCAUCACCGAGCGAACCGAGGACUCUCCGGACGCGCCGACCACCGAGUCGCCGGGCGGCGGUCACACUGUACCGAUCGUCACCACGCGCGGCGUGGGUCGGUCUCGGGUCAGACUGUACGCCAUCGUGGGAGGUGUGCUCGGCCUGCUGCUGCUCCUAGCGCUACUGUUUGCGCUCAUCUACUACUGCAGAUCGAGAGCAGGAGCCAAACACGAUGAGGCCAAGUUCGGCGACACGUCUCAGACGAUGCACCUGCAGCAGCAGCAGCCCUUCACUGUCUCUGACCGGGAGCUGUCAGUGGCGCCGCUGCGCAGACAGGCCUCCUAUACAGGAUCGGACGCCGAGCUGGCCGUGACGCCGCUGCAGCAGCCCGAACAGCCGGCCACGCCGCCGCCGCCGCCGCUGCCCUUCAAACAGAGGUCGUCGGCCAUCUCGGAGACCUCGUUCGGAGCGGUGCCGGUGGCCAUCCCGGUGCCGCCGUGCUGUGAGCCGGUGGGCGCCGAGGGGUCAGCCUCGGGCGGCGGCCCGAGCGACCCGUCCCCCGCCGGAGCCGCCAGCGGAGCCGUGCUCAACAAUAACAAAUAUACCGGAGGAGGCGACACGGUCGAGAGGAGACGGCGCAUCCUCCGCCGGAAAGACAGUAUCGAGGCGCAGCGCCACCGGCUGAGUGGCAGGUAGCGGCACGGACUGCCGUGAGGGCGUUCGCUGUGAUCCCAGCUCAAACAGUGCCUGACCGUGUGCCAACCGGACGGACGGCGGGCGCGGGCGAUUCUCUGCUGAGUGGACCCUACGCCAGUGGCUCCACGGAGACUCAGAGUUGGGCUUGGUCCGGCACCCAGCGUUCGGCUUUGUCUGACACCCAGUGGUGGCUAGAUUUGUCCGGUGAGGAUAAAUCAAGGUGGCGAGGUCAGCAGAGCCGGUGAUCCGCUCCGUCCACCACCUCGUGCAUUUGUUGGUGGAGGAUCUCCAGAGAUUAUGGUCUGAGCCGCCAGCCGAGGUUGUCGAGUUGUGUGACAGCGGACGUCCCCUUCUUGUGACCGGUUUUACGCGUCACAGCGGUUAGAACUCGACAAGUUUUUGACAGGUGCCUUAUCGUUAAGGUGACUUGUGAAAAUUGGUUGCCUUUUAGCUCAAGCAGUUUUUAAUGAACUUUUCAACUGUAAAAGUUGUUUUAUCGAAGUGUUUGACAUGUUAAUAUCGUGUUCAGAAAUGUGUUUGCCUCUGUGCGUUGCGAGUUCAAAGUGUUGUUGAGAUGCUGUGUAUUUAUUAGUGUCGUGUUGAUGGACCGGUCUCCCGGCCGGCCGCCGUGGUCGGGUGAGGACUCCCUCCGCCGGGCCGGCGGGGCCUGUUCCUGUUCCCUGUUGGGGUCACAUCUCUCAGCCGCUCCCGAACCAACCGGUUCUCACGGCGACCUCUCCCGUGAGCUGGCCGGUCUCCGAACCUCCCCUGUGACCUGCUGACCGCAGCUAGGGCGCCCUCCCCUCCCCCGGCAGGGCGCCGCCUCUCAGAGCCCCCCCCCCCCCCGCCCCUGCCCUGGUGUGUGACCCAUCCCGUGCCACAACUGGGCCUCGUUUCAUAAAGCUCUGCCGUAACUUACACCUUUCCGUAAUUCACACCCUUUCAAACUACGGAGCGCAAAUAAAGCCGUUUCACAAAGCGUCAACUGGAAUUGUUUACACCUCCGUAACUAAGCACAUUUGCGUAGUUACCGUAAUUUAUCAAGCGUCCUACAAAUUACAAUUUCAUGUCAACAUUUAUUUUUUACGAGAAAUUAUAAAACAAUUAUGUUGAAUUUAAAUCUUAAAAAUUAUUUAUGAAAAAACAAAAUUGAUAUUGAUGACCAUCCUUUAUUAAAACAAUAUAUUAAAAACAGCAGAAAGCCAGCUAAGCAGAAGUGCGUAACUACGAAAGUGGCGCGGCGCGGCGAAUAAACAAAAUUCCGAUAGUGGCCACAAAAAGCGACUGGUACAGAAGAUUUGCAGCUUCUUUUUCUCAUUUUGGCUGUUCUUUCUUCCUCACCGGGCUCAACAUUAUAAAAUAUAUUAAAAACUAGCUUCGAAUCUUCACAUUAAUUCAAAAUCACGCAACAUUUUCGUGCGUAGUUUACACCACUGAUAUCAAGAGCUUGAUAAAAUAUUUGGCGUUAAUUACGUCGUUUUAUGAAACCCAAAUGGCAUCAAUUGGUCCGGAAUCGAGCAUUUGCCGUAAAUGAAGCUCCGUACUUUCGAUGGCGUGAAUUACUCCGGUCUCCGGCUUUAUGAAACCGAAUUGGCAUCAAAUACGCCAAAUCUGGCAUAAUUGACGGAACGCCGUAAGUAAUUCCUUUUAUGAAACGAGGCCCUGGACCCAAGUAGUACAACGUGAUAUUUAUUGACAUAGAGUCGCGCGGUGUGUGGUGUGUGUGUGCCCCACGCCCGUGUAUGGGCGGAUGUGUGAGAAUGAGUGAGAGUUCUUCAUUGUGAGUGCCUUCUGAACUGCCUGUUUAUAUGAAUUUGUACACUAGAUCCAUACUCAUGUGCGAGAUUUCAUACAGCGAUGUUGACGGUACAUGUCGGUGGCAAGAGUCAAUAAAUAGCUCUUUCUACA